AUGGCUCCGCUAAUGCGUCCCCUCUCGUCUGCUGCUGCAGCAUGCGCAGCUCGCCUCUCUGCGAGACUGCCUGCAGCAGCAGCAGCAGCAGCAGCAGCAGGGCCAGCAGCAGCAGCAGGGCAGCAGCAGCAGCGGCGCCUGCUGCACACGUCACUAAACGGGGCAGCUGCCACAACAAUUUCCCCUUCGGAAAUGGCGAAGAUUCUGGAGCAGCGGAUCAGUGGCUGGACUACUCAGCAAAGCACUGCAGGGGAAGUUGGCCGCGUCUUCUCCGUGGGCGACGGCAUUGCGCGGCUGCUGGGGCUGGGGAAUGUGAGGGCGGGCGAGUUGAUAGAGUUCCAGUCGGGGGCCGUCGGUGAGGGUUUAGGGUUUAGGGUUUAG
Eimeria necatrix is the source of this 381-nucleotide messenger RNA. RefSeq names its product ATP synthase subunit alpha, related. Bases 1 to 381 code for a protein of 126 amino acids. The record is from RefSeq and is a predicted model, not a curated record. Gene Ontology annotation, biological process: proton transmembrane transport; ATP metabolic process. Lineage: Eukaryota; Apicomplexa; Conoidasida; Eucoccidiorida; Eimeriidae. The transcript is spliced from 2 exons.